Molecule: messenger RNA, 3575 nt
Organism: Mercurialis annua (annual mercury)
Lineage: Eukaryota; Viridiplantae; Streptophyta; Magnoliopsida; Malpighiales; Euphorbiaceae
Product: filament-like plant protein 7
Exons: 6
Coding region: 283-3390 (1035 amino acids)
Source: RefSeq, a predicted model, not a curated record
UAUUUUCUUACCAAACAGACACACUCUUCAGAAGCACAGUCUCUCUCUCUUAGCUGUGAUUAAAUAUAUAUUUUCCCCAUUAAAUCUUCUUCAUCAUCUUCUUCCACUGCUUCUCCUUGUCUGUACUCUUAUUUUGUCGGUCAGAUCACACAAAAUCCCACAUUGCGCUGCACUAUUCUCGACUCUAUUGUGUAGUUUUUAUUUUCUUGGGUUUCUGUUUGAUCGGUAAUGCAUGGUUGUUUGGUAGUUAUAAGGUGAUCAGUGUGAGUUGAUUGAAGUGAAAUGGACCACAAGAGUAGUAGUUGGCUAUGGAGAAAGAAAUCUACGGAGAAGAUGAUUGUUUCAUCUGAUAAUAAACUUAUUAAUACUAAUAGUAGUAGUAAUGGUGUUUCUCCCAAGGAAAAUCACGAUGAGAUUCGAACAUUUUUUACGAUUAAUGCCGAAUUGGAGAAAGACCUUAAAAGUUUAAAUGAUAAACUUUCUUCUGUCCUGUCUGAGUGUAAAGCUAAAGAUGAGCUUUUAAAGAAACAAGAGAAGAUGAUCGAGGAAGCCAUGGCGGAAUGGGAGGAGGCAGAAGCCAAAGCCGUCUCUCUAAAGCUAGACUUGGAUGAAGCAUUACAGCACAGGCUUGCCGGAGAAGAACGGUUAAAUCAAAUGGAGGCUGCUCUCAAGGAGUGCAUGCAACAGCUGCGCUUUGUUCGAGAUGAACAGGAGCACAGGAUUCAUGAUGCUGUGAUGAAGGCAUCUGGGGAAUUUGAGAAGUCCCAAAUGAUUUUAGAGGAGAGUUUGGCAGAGACCAGCAAAAGAUAUGCAAAAAUGGGUGCGGAGAAUGCUCAGUUGAGUAAGGCUCUCUUAGCAAAGGAGAAGUCAGUUGAGGAUUUAACAAAACAAAGGACUCGGUUGGAGGCAGAUUUGAAUAAUCGGAUAGCUAGAUUAGAGUCCACUGAUAAAGAUAAUACUUCACUGAAGUAUGAAGUCCGAGUUCUAGAGAAAGAGCUUGAGAUUCGAAAUGAGGAAAUAGAAUUUAACCGUAGAACAGGUGAUGUAUCACAUAAGCAACACUUAGAGAGCGUGAAAAAGAUUGCAAAGUUAGAAUCAGAAUGUCAGCGGCUACGUGUGCUUGUUCGCAAGCGGUUGCCUGGCCCUGCUGCUUUGGCAAAGAUGAAAAGUGAAGUUGAUAUACUUGGAAGAGAUUCAGUUGAAAUGAGGAGGAGAAGAACGCAUUCUGGUUCUAAUGGCUAUAUCGUAGAUUCUGCAGUCGAUAGCUCUGCAGACACUCUCAGCAAACAGAUCAAUUUUCUGACUGAGCAGUUAUAUUCAAUGGAAGAAGAAAACAAGACUCUCAAGGAGGCAUUUAACAAAAAAGUGACUGAACUUCAAACUUCGAGAUCCAUGUUUUCUCGUGCAGCUUCCAAGUUAUCCCAAUUUGAUUUGCAUUUUGAUGGACUGUCAAAAAGCCAGACAAGCUUAGAGCUAUCGAGGAGUGGUCUUCCACCACGUGAGCUCUCUCAGGCCUCAAUGUCUGAUGUCGGCAGUGAUGACAAGAUUAGCUGUGCUGAAUCAUGGGCUUCUAAUUUGAUAUCAGAGUUAGAGCACUUCAAGCAUGGGAAGCAAAGGGGUUCAGUUGGAUCUUCAGACAUAAAUCUGAUGGAUGAUUUUGUUGAAAUGGAAAGGCUUGCAAUAGUAUCAGUUGAUCAGCAGUCUGGAAGCCCUCAUGUUUCAUCUGAUGAUGCAAAUGCACCUGUCAGCCCCAUUGAAACCCGUUUGAGUAGGGAGAUCAUUCCAUUAUUGAAGUCUGACCAGGAUCUCAAGUCUAAUGAAGCAUUUGGUAAAGCUCCUUAUUGGCUUCAGGAUAUUCUGAAAGUAGUGUCAGAGCAAACUCACCUCACACAAAGAAAACCUGAUGAGAUACUUGAGGAUGUUAGAAUGGCUUUGGCUGCAGAUUGUGCUGAUACGAGAGAGAGCUUGAAACAGCCUGAUGCACCACAUUCACCUAUAAAUAACUCAAUACCGAUAGAUUCAUCAUGUGCUGCAAAUGAUGAUGAUGUAUCGUUGACGGAUAGAAACGUCCAGCAGCUUCAGACAGAACUAGGCAAAUCAAUACAGAAGAUAACUGAACUUGUUGAAGGGAUGACUUUACCAAGUUACAGAACUUCAGAGGUCUCAUCUAGAAAGGAUGCGAGUUUCUUCCCAAAUAAGAAUGAAGCAUCUUCAGGGUACAUGGUUCGUGUUUUCCAGUGGAAGACGUCUGAACUUAGUGCUGUAUUGCAGCAAUUUGUUCAUGCUUGUUAUGAUCUUUUGAAUGGAAAAUCAGAUGUAAACAGGUUUGCCCAAGAAUUAUGUGCUGCUUUGGACUGGGUUGUGAAUCAUUGCUUUUCCCUUCAAGAUGUUUCAAGCAUGAGGGAUGCAGUUAAGAAGCAUUUUGAAUGGGAUGAAACGCGAAGUGAAGGGGAAACCGAGGUUGAAAUGACUGGUCAAUCUUCAGAAGUGGAUAGAUUGUGCCUUCAUGGCGAACAACUGGAAGGGAGGCUUCAGUCAGCUAUUAGUAAGAGCGAAACUUGGACAAAUCAUCCCCAGGAAGCAGAGAAAACUAUGGCAAACAUGCAAAAAGAGUUGGACUCUUUGAAAAUGUCAAAAACAAUGAUCGAAAAUCAAAUGGAAGAUCUGAAAACACAUCUCACAGAGGCCAGAGCAGAGUUAAAUAAGGCUUGCCAAAAGAUAUCUACCUUGGAAGUGGAACUGGAGCAUAAAAAUAGUUGCUGUGAGGAUUUGGAGGCUACAUGUCUUGAAUUGCAGCUUCAACUUGAAAGUGUAGCAAAGAACGAAACCCCCAAUUACGAGGAAGAAAAGCAGCUUCGAACAGAUUUGGAGAUUACAGCAGCUUCGGAAAAAUUGGCCGAGUGCCAAGAGACAAUUCUAAGUCUAGGGAAGCAGUUGAAGGCGAUGGCUUCACCGAGUGAUGCGGCCCUGUUCGAUAAGGUCAUCUCUAGCUCACCUGAUAGAAAUGGCGACUCGGUUAGCACAAGCACAAUGGUGAUUGCACCCCAGAACAAGCUCAUGAAUCAGAGGUCCUCUCUUCUAGAUCGGAUGCUGGCAGAGGACAACGCUACGACAAAGGACACUAGUGGCCCUACGAUCAAAGAAAGUGACAGCAUAAGGUCGGCCUUUAUUUCCGACAAGGUGAUUGAGCCGCUUGAAAAGAUCCUCAAUUUGAACGGAACUACUAAACAUGAGGAUGAUAAUGUUGCAACUAAGUCUUUGGCUAUUGUGCCUAGCAAGAAAAAGGAAGGUGGAAACUUGUGGAGGAAGUUAUUGUGGAGAAAGAAGAAAUCCAAGAGUAAAAAACCAGCAUUUUCAUCUGAUCCAUCAUGUUUUCAUGGUGAUUGCUAAUCUUAAGAGGAAACGUGGUGCGACAAGGCCUGUCUUUUGUCAAUCUUUUGAGUGAGAGUUUUGCAUGGCUGUGUGUAUUAAUUUUGUAGAUAUGACUGUCUAGACAAGUUUUUGCACUACAGCAAAAAUAAUUAUAGAAGUUGAAUAACACAGUAUUGGUGCUGCUAUGCUGUGAUUUUUUUUUC